CAUAGCGGUCCAGUUGAUAACCAGCCUCAGAGAGCGGAGCUGGUGGAUCUGUGAAGUCUCAGGAUUUUAGGGUUCUGCUGUCGUUAAUAUUGCAGACUGUUGCAACCCUGUAACAGCGGUGGGUAUAGGUGUUUUCAGCGGGGUGAAUCUAGUCUCGGGGGCUGUUAUAGACCCGGGGGUUAAUCUAGUGAAUUGCCUGGUGAAGAGGCGAACCAUGGGGAGCGUAGCGGCGCUGGCGGUUCUAAUCUUGGGCAUCGUAGCCCCAGCUCUGAGCGGAUACAUUGAGGCUCUGGCAGCGAACGCAGGCACGGGGUUUGCGGUGGCCGAGCCCCAGGUGGCCAUGUUCUGUGGGAAGCUCAACAUGCACGUCAACAUCCAGACCGGCAACUGGGAGCCAGACACCUCGGGCACCAAGAGCUGCCUGGGAACCAAGGAGGCCGUGCUGCAGUACUGUCAGGAGAUGUACCCUGAGCUGCAGAUCACCAAUGUUGUGGAAGCCAACCAGCCAAUGAGGAUUGAGAACUGGUGCAAGAAGGGGAAGAAGCAGUGCAAAGGCCACGCCCACAUCGUCGUCCCCUACAAAUGCCUGGUCGGUGAGUUUGUGAGCGACGUGUUGCUGGUUCCUGAGAAGUGCAAGUUCUUCCACAAGGAGAGGAUGGACGUGUGCGAGAGCCACCAGCACUGGCACGGAGUGGCCAAGGAGGCCUGCUCCAGCGACGUGAUGAUCCUGCACAGCUACGGCAUGCUGCUGCCCUGCGGCGUCGACAACUUCCACGGCACAGAGUAUGUGUGCUGCCCUCAGAACAGGCUGGGAGACGAGCCCAGCCUGCCCCGAGAGAGCCCUGCCCAGGAGGAGGAGGAGGAGGAGGAGGAGGGGAGGAGGGACGAGGAGGAGGAGGAGGAGGAGGAAGAUGAUGAUGAUGAUGAGGAUUUCAUGGCUAAGAGUGAGGUGCCCACAGAGACCGGGCGUGACGAGGGAGAGGAAGGCGCGAGGGACGAGCCGCAGGAAGAGCAGGAGGAGGAAGAGGAGGAUCUGGACUAUGUGUACGAGGACGAGGAAGAGAAGGACUACAGAGACACCGAGGGACUCAAGACCACACAGGACAGGAGCCCCGCAGACAAGGAGUCCCAAGAUCUCAAGGCUGUCUGCUCUCUGGACGCUGAGACCGGGCCGUGCCGUGCCAUGAUGCCUCGCUGGUACUUCGACGUCGACGCCCGGAGGUGCGUGCGGUUCGUCUAUGGGGGCUGCGGCGGCAACCGCAACAAUUUUGAGUCAGAGGAGUACUGCAUGGCCGUGUGCAAACACCUGAUCCCCCCCACCCCCCAGCCCACGGACGAUGUGGACGUGUACUUCGAGACCCCGGCUGAUGAGAACGAGCACGCCCGCUUCCAGAGAGCCAAGGAGCAGCUGGAGGUGCGCCACCGGAAGCGCAUGGAGAGGGUGAGGAAGGAGUGGGAGGAGGCUGAGCGACAAGCGAAGAACCUACCCAAGGCUGAGAGGCAGACCCUCAUCCAGCACUUCCAGACGAUGGUGGAGUCUCUGGAGCAGGAGGCUGCCAGUGAGAAGCAGCAGCUGGUGGAGACGCAUCUGGCGCGGGUUGAAGCCAUGCUGAACGAUCGGCGCAGAGUGGCUCUGGAGAACUACCUGGCAGCUCUGCAGUCCGACCCGCCCAGGCCCCAUCGUAUCCUGCAGGCUCUGAAGAGAUACGUCCGCGCUGAGAACAAGGAUCGCCAGCACACCUUCCGCCACUACCAGCACCUGCUGGCCGUUGACCCCGAGAAGGCUGAGCAGAUGAAGUCUCAGGUGAUGACACACCUCCGCGUGAUCGAGGAGCGGAUGAACCAGAGCCUGUCUCUGCUCUACAAAGUGCCGUACGUGGCAGAGGAGAUACAGGGAGAGAUUGACAUGCUGCUGCAGGAGCAGAGAGCCGAUAUGGACCAGUUUGUGUCGUCCCUCUCGGAGUCCCAGCCAGACGUCACGGUGUCCUCCGAGGAAAGUGAUGAGGUUCCGGCCAUGGAGGGCAAACCCUACCGACCGGUCCAAGUCAAGACACUGGGCUCCCUGCCCGAACUGGAGGAUUCACCCAGGGCCAUGAAGAAAGGUUGGUUUUUUUUUAGCGCUGCCGAGUUUUCCCAUCUGUUCCAGGUCUCAUCUCCUUGUAGUUCAUUCCCAGCCUCGUCUAGUCUCUCCAGGUCUCUCCAUGCUGUUCUCAUCGUAACGAAGCCUCAUUUUAAUGAAUGCACUUGUCUCAUCCACUCUAAGCACGCCAUUCCUCUUCGCUGUUCAUGAGCUCUGCAUUCUCGGUGUCCUGUAGUCCCUUACGCUGUCUCCGAUCCUCGCCCUAGUCAUCCCGUUCUUCAGCAGUGUCUUCAUGUUGCUUCACCCUGUG
This is a messenger RNA of Polyodon spathula (Mississippi paddlefish), 2390 nucleotides long. RefSeq names its product amyloid beta (A4) precursor-like protein 2 (gene aplp2). The coding region runs from base 215 to 2290 and encodes 691 amino acids. The record is from RefSeq and is a predicted model, not a curated record. Gene Ontology annotation, biological process: central nervous system development; axonogenesis. NCBI's taxonomy places the organism in Eukaryota, Metazoa, Chordata, Actinopteri, Acipenseriformes, Polyodontidae. The transcript has 14 exons. Gene Ontology annotation, molecular function: serine-type endopeptidase inhibitor activity; transition metal ion binding; heparin binding. Gene Ontology annotation, cellular component: membrane.